AUGUGGCGCUGGGGCGGACGAGUUUGGGCACCACGGUUUGGCUUUAAUCCCGGUUCGGUUCUCAAGGAACCAUCCGGCAUUUCUGCGCAUGAUGGUAGGCGCCCGGACGAAUGCACACUAAUACCUUGGAGAGCCGGUAGAUGUUUGGCGUGGGAUGUUACGGUCCCUGGCACCCAUGCCGAACGAUAUGUAAACCUGACAAGUAAAGAAUGCGGUUUGGUCGCGGCCAGGGCAGCGGACGAGAAAAUGAAAAAAUAUGGGAACGCCCUCCCCUCGAUGGAAUUCUUGCCAAUAUGUAUGGAGGUUCUCGGCCCGAUGGACCCCAACACCCUUAAAUCAUUUAAUCCAUUUGUUACUUGA
Helobdella robusta is the source of this 360-nucleotide messenger RNA. RefSeq lists its product as hypothetical. The record is from RefSeq and is a predicted model, not a curated record. The coding region runs from base 1 to 360 and encodes 119 amino acids. The transcript has 2 exons. Lineage: Eukaryota; Metazoa; Annelida; Clitellata; Rhynchobdellida; Glossiphoniidae.